Molecule: messenger RNA, 3222 nt
Organism: Marasmius oreades (fairy-ring Marasmius)
Lineage: Eukaryota; Fungi; Basidiomycota; Agaricomycetes; Agaricales; Marasmiaceae
Exons: 2
Coding region: 25-2835 (936 amino acids)
Biological process (GO): mRNA catabolic process
Cellular component (GO): exosome (RNase complex); P-body
Molecular function (GO): RNA binding; 3'-5'-RNA exonuclease activity
Source: RefSeq, a predicted model, not a curated record
AUAUCUUUCCUUCAAAACGCGUCCAUGUAUGGACGCCCUUCACGCGCACGACUCUGUCGGCCAGGAACCUCUGUAGCAAGAUAUUAUGCGGAUUCAUCCAAAAAAUCACGACUCCGGCCAGUCUCCAAAGUGGAAGCCGACCAGGCGUCGAAAUACAUGAAUAUCAUGGUGGAUAAGGCGGCGGAGGAUGCACGGACAUGGAAGCAGACGGAUAGAAAGCGAACGGCCAAGCUUGCAGAUGCGCUACGUAGAGGGCAGUCUAGCAGAUACAAAGGGGAAGGCUCAACCGAGAGGGCGGCUUUUGACCUCCAUGUAGAGGAAGAAAGAACGACUGCUAACCUGGGAGAAAAGAAUGAAGCACCCGACCGAGUGUUAGAACCUGGAACAUUCAUAGAGAUGCGCAAGCCUUCCGUAACGAUUACAGGCGUGGUAUUAGGCAGCCAAUAUUCGGCAAAAACGCUUGAAUAUGUGACUCUCACCGCCGGUGGGACAGUUUGGGAACAUUCUAAAGAUUCUAUCAUGUUUGAUGUUCCGAGUAUUGUCCCUCCAGACCUUAUUUCUCGAUGUGGGAUAGAACCCACUCCUGCAAACGAUGUACAACGAAAUGCACGAGUUGAGGUGCUCAAGCGCCUUCGUCAGGUUGAGAUGGCGGUUCAUGAAGCUUCAUACGGCAUCACCACGUCCCCCGCGGCACUCUACGAUAUUAUCAAGUCGCCAGAUCCUACCAAAACUGCAAUUGUUGGUGCUGCUGAGGUGACUCGGCUGCUCUUCAGGAAACCAUCUAUGGCCAAGGUGUUUGCCGUACACAAGUUCCUCAUGUCUAAUCCACUCUACUUCGUCGCUGCGUACGAUUAUCCAGUCUCACAAACUUUCACUGUUCGGCCUCAGGAAAAGGUGAAUCGUAUACAGACUGUUACCGCAUGGACCAAACAAUCAAACAGUCCAAUACACCCAUUCGCAGAGAAGGCACGACGCCUACGGCUCGUUAACCAACGACUGCUAGCGGAUCACCGGGAUGCUGAACCUCAGCGUAAACCAGCAUCUCAUGUCUGGGAUGAGAACGAUCGAGCCAUAAUUCUCUUCCUCCUUGACAAAACGCGUUAUGUACUUGGUUGCCAGGAUGAUCCUCUCUUGCUCGGCACAAAUUUCAUUUUUCAAAGAAUAGUUGAGGAUGCCGAUUUUCACGAUGAACUACUGCAGACUCUCCUGGUCGAACUGGGGGUUCUGGCGCCCUGGGGGGAUAUUGUACCCUUGGCAGCAGGUCUGCUCGACGAUAGAGAUAGAGAACGAAGAGCUGCGGAGCUAGUGAAGAAGUCGUUUUCGUCUCGUAGACCCAGCCAGAUUGAACCCUUAGGACCGGAGGAUUUUUACGGUUCUGAUGUUUUGGAAUCCGUAAGGCACGACUUUGGUGACCUUCCCGUUUAUGUUAUCGAUGAUCCAGAGGCUGCCGAACUCGACGAUGGCGUCUCCAUUGAAUCCGUCUCAGGUGAACCGGGGACCCAUUGGGUACAUGUACAUAUUGCCAACCCCACUGCAAUUCUCCCUCCAACCCAUCUUCUCGCCGAUGAUAAGAGAGCCCUUCAUAACUCCCUUUAUCUAUACCACAGAAGCUACCCUAUGUUGCCUCGCGAGCUCACCCAUCACCCGGAAUAUGGGUUGUCGCUCUCAUCAUCAAAGACUGGGCAGAAUGUCUUGACUUUCAGUAGCAAGGUCAACGCAGAUGGCGACAUUACCGAUUAUCACGUACGGGCAGGAAUCGUUCGUAAUAAAGUCCUCCGCUCUUACGAGGCGGUGAACGUUGCGAUGGGUUGGGAUUGCCCGAAAUAUACCUAUCCCUUCGGAGGUGCAGGACCACCGCUACCCGAUCCUGCGGUGCUUAGCAAAGAAGAUGUUCAAAACUUUCGGGGUUUGGCUGAAGUCGCGCGGAAUGCUCAGCGACGUCGUUUCAAAGAUGGUGUCUUCAAUCACUCUCAUUCAAAUGCAUGGUUGUGCAACGUUCAAUGGCCUACGGAUUGUGACCAAUAUUCCUUGGAGCCCACUCAUCAGUUUGGCUUCCCAAAAAUGACGUAUAGGGUGGCUAGUGGGAAAGAUUUAGAUGUUGGCUCUCAAUCUGUCGUUACUGAAUGCAUGAAACUUGCAUGUAGAGCAGCUUCUUUGUUCUGUAGGGAUCGCAACGUUCCUAUCUGGAGACGUUACGCAUCACUGCCUGUCGUUGGUUCAGAAUCGGCUUAUCAGGACCUUCUGAACACACGCACACCGAGCGGCUACAUUGACUACUGGAGGAGCUAUGGAGCUCUUGCUCUAGACAGUAUCGGCGGAUUUUCGGUUGAACCAAAAGGUCAUUUCGGUUUGGGUAUACCAGAAGGAGAGGGAUACACCCGCGUUACGUCUCCACUUCGACGACAUAGUGAUCUGGUAGCACACUGGCAGAUCCAGAACGCUUUAUUAGGGAAGGCACCUUUAUAUUCAGCCGAAUGGAUGCAAAAUUACUCUAUGCACGUCCGAGCUCAAACUCGUAUGCUCACUCGCAUGGAAGGUGUACACGACACCUAUUACCACAUUCUUUUCCUGAGGAGAUGGAUAGAAGAAAGGAAACGCGGCCUCCACAAGGAUGUUCCAGACCCCCUCGCCAAUUUGACGCUUCAUACGGACUCUUGGCCAUUGCUGAAUAUGGGCACCAGAAUUUGGGGUACCGAAGGAGACAUCCAGACAUUGGGUCUGAAGGCGAUUGUUCUCAGAGUGGACAGCUCAAUCCCUCCCGGAGUCGAGAUUCCAGUAACUUUCACUGAUUUGAAAGUGGGUAUUCGACCAAAACUUUAUGUGUGCCCGAAAUAAGAAACAGAGCGACCUCACCUGGCCUGGCCUGUCCACGGCGCUCAGAUUUCUUUUUUCAUUGCUUAGCUCUAAGCGUGGUGCCGUACCUCGAUGCGUUAAUGGAGACGGUUGAUAUCCUCGCUCUCGAGGCGAAUUGUACACGAGUAUCAAUAAAUCUCCAUUUCAAUCGACAUGUACAUCUACCACAGUAGCUAGUACAUACACGAGAGCCGCAACGGUAUGUUCCAAUCGUAGUUUGACAGGGUCAUACAUAGCUGUUGCAUAUGAUAUGCUAGUUGUGGUCGACAGCAGAGGACAUCUGUUCUGAAUAUCCUCUUCAUGUAUCAGUUAUGACGAGAACAUAAAUCGAUGAUUGGUGGCUCUACAGAGCCUGCACAUCGUUUUCUG